Messenger RNA from Lytechinus variegatus (green sea urchin), 1616 nucleotides. RefSeq names its product transmembrane ascorbate-dependent reductase CYB561-like. NCBI's taxonomy places the organism in Eukaryota, Metazoa, Echinodermata, Echinoidea, Temnopleuroida, Toxopneustidae. The record is from RefSeq and is a predicted model, not a curated record. The transcript has 5 exons. Gene Ontology annotation, molecular function: oxidoreductase activity. Bases 343 to 1113 code for a protein of 256 amino acids.
ACAAAGAGAUUGGCGGGCAUUAAGAUGCGUUACAUUCAUGAAAGAUGCGUGUGUGCUUUGGGUGCGUGAAACGCGAUCAAGCUCGGUGCAUUCGUUUCCGUACAUCCGAUUAUAAGGCCAUACACGCAUCACGGCGGCGGGUGGAGUUCCAUGAUCUCUUCAGUGUGUAGUGUAUGCCAGUCUUUACGAAUUAGCCCGCCAGAAUACAACUCUCUAUAAAAGAGACAAAGGAAAAGUACGAAGCAAACAGUACCGCUUGCCAAGCGCCCACCUCUUAGACUCCGCCCAUCACCACCUUCCAGCCACGCCCACAGUCCUCCACCUUCAGCCACGCCCACCACCAUGCUUUGCUUUUAUCUUCUCCUGGGUAUCUCCCAAGCCCUAGCGGUUAUCAUCCUGAUCCUAGCGGGGUUCUGGACCGGUCACACCCUCGGUGGAUUCGCCUGGGAUGGUACAUCGAAGGAAUUCAAUCUUCACCCACUCCUCAUGAUCCUCGGGUUUAUAUUCCUUUACGGAGAUGCAAUACUGAUGUUCCGUAUCCUCCGAACCGAGAACAAGACGGCUGUGAAAGUGAUCCAUCUUCUGAUGCAAGCUCUUGCCUUGAUUUGUGCGUGCAUCGCACUUAAAGCUGUCUUUACUUUCCACACCGCCAUGGGUUUCCCGCAUCUUUACUCGUUGCAUAGCUGGGUUGGACUGACUGCUUUUAUUCUAUUCUCUCUUCAGUGGAUCGUUGGCUUUGUCUCGUUCUUCUUCCCGAAGCUACGAGAGGAUUUCCGUGCAUCAUAUCUUCCCAUCCACCGGUACUUCGGAGUCGCCAUCUUUGCUACUGCUGUAGCAGCUGCCCUUAUUGGAAUUAAUGAGAAAUUAUUUUUCGUUUACUCUGGAACGGACGGUAAUGAGAAGUACGCCUCUCGCCCGAACGGAGCCUACGUGGGGAACUUCUUAGCCUUCUUCAUUUUGAUCUUCGCCCUCAUCGUUGGCUUCCUCGUUACCCAUCCCAAAUAUCUCCGAGAACAACAACCCAACGAAGAGACCAUGCCCCUGGCGUCAUCAGCAGCCAUGAGACAGUUCCAGUCCACCGACCAGGUCCCCGAAGCCGAGGAGGCGAAGUAGAUUAGACAAAGACCGCGCUUCGAUUUGAUUUGUGUUUAUGGCGCAUGUUUUGCUUCGUUGUCACUGAGUUUCUCGUGCGGAGAACAACUAAUUUUCUGAGUUCUUUGUAUUGCUAUUAACAUCUUGCCCACACUGUCUAAAAAAUUGGUCACAUUAGGCCUACUUUGCAUGAUAGGCAUAACAUUAUUCUGUAUGUUCGGGGGGGGGGGCAACAUUGGCUAGAGUGUUAUAGCUGACAUUAAAAAAAUUAUGUUAACUGGGUUGCUUUCUAACCAUAUCUCUCUUUUGAUGAUCUCCUUUUUCUUUGUGUCUAUACUUUUUGUGGUACUUGAAAAAUCACGGGGCAUCACUUUGCCCCCCCCCCCCCGCCGUAGUGCCACCAUAAAAACAAAGUUUGUUCACCAUAUGUAAGUGAGUGGAUAACAUCAUAUUAUCAGCUCACUUAUGUUUUUCUUCGAUACAUCUUCUUUCAUACCUCUUUGUUUUGAUGAAAUUCUGAACGU